AUGGCGCUGCGGUGUCUCACUGCGCUUCCUGUUGGGGGCCUUGGCGCGCUCUCUUCUGCCCCUCCCCAGUACCUCGGUGGCAGAAUUCUGCCCUCCUACGCGGCAGCAUCAGAGCCUCUGGGCCCCUUGACAUCUGUACCGGUCUCUUUUGGCGUGGGUGAGGUCCCCAAGGGCCUCAUCAAGGGCUUCUGGGAUUCCCAAAGGCCCUCCAGGUGCCUUAGGGACUCAUGGAUUUGUGGCGCUCGAGCCUUCUCGACUCGGCGUAAAACAGUCAAGGCGAUUGGAGCGUGGCAUUUGCAGCAGGAGGCACGGAGACGAGCGAGGCGGCUUGAGGAGUUGACUCAUGGGGGCCUGCUACCUUCGACAAAUGCCACAUUAGAGGCAGCGACAGCACCAGUUUCCUUUCAACCCAAGUACAGUCCAAGUCCUCUAUUCCUGUCACCUCCUCCGUCCCCCCCGGCUCUAUUCACGCAAGUCAGCGUGGCUCCUGCUCCUUUCACCCGUAAGAAUCCACCCCCGGAGCUGCAGCAUCUGCCGCCUCGGCGUCCAAUGGGCCGCGUCUCUGCUCUGAAAUCAACGGAACUGGCAGUUGCCGUCGUGGAAGCGGCACGCAGUCACAGGGGGAACGCGACGCUCUGGCAAGAGCUGCAUGCAGCCUGCCUGCGGCGGGGCCCUCACUUUUCCGCAACGGAGGCGGCGCUGGUGCUUCACGGCUAUGCCCUUGCGGGACUCAAUGUGCUGCCUGUACUCUGUGCUUGCUCUCACACUCUGCUCACUAAGUGGGGAGACGUGCGGCUAGUCGAUGCAGCAAGGGCCCUUCAUGCCCUUCUCAAAGUCUUUAAGUUGCAAGACACCCGCAUGACCUUGAAGUUUAUUGACAGCUUCGGCCCCGUGCUCAGACACCGUAGCAGCCGCUCGCGCACUAAGGACCUCGAAGCCUUGCCUAGAGAAGAAGCCUUGCAGCACCUCCACACGCUUGCACUGCUGCUGAAGGCCUUUGCUGCAGUACAGCUGCCCUAUCCUCCUCUGCUGCUGACUGCAGCCACGGUCCUGAGAGCGGAGCUGCUGCUGGUCGCAGUGCCUUGUGCCUCAAGGGCCAAAUACAGCAGCAGCUCUAAAUCCUCAAGGGAAAAAGACUCUCGCCGCAUCUUCGAGCUUCCCCCGAUAGCAGACCCCAAAAGCCUGGGAGGGCCCCUGCUGCCGCCUCCCGCCGUAGUCGUAAGCAUUUUGGAAGGCCUGACGGCGUUGGGCUUCCGCAGUGAGCCCCUAUUUGGCGCAUUUGGUGCCUUUCUCGCUGCUACACUCCCCGGAGCUGUCGAUGUUUCAGCCCCUGGGGGCAGCCCUCCACAGCUGGUGAUACCGAGGGGGCCCCAAAGGACCCCCGCUGCAGGGUACUGGGGAAGCCCCCCGUAUCCCUAUGCGCUGCAUGCGGCGAUGGCGACGGCGACGGCGUGUAGCAGUCUCAAAACGACACGCGAGAGCGGCUGGACCCCACAGCGGGCUGCCAACUGCGGAGGGCCUCGUAGGGAAAAAGUGACGGGCAAUUCCGCCCCAAACCUCCCCACGUGGAGACACCCACAGGCAGCAACUGACCAAGUCGCAGCAACAGCGGCAAGCAGCGACUGGAGCUUCCGGCUCCUGAGCCGUGCAAUGAAGGCCUUGGGAUCGGUAGGUAGCAGCUGCGCUCCCUUGAUCGGGGGCUGGGUGGGAGCUGUGCGUCACAGAACCCACCGGAGCUCUCCUGAAGACCUUGUCUUGGCGCUGGAGGCUUCACGUUCCUCCUCCUUCUUCUGUCGCCCCCUGCUGCUGCUUCUGCUAGGAGCACUCGCUCACCGAGCAGCUGACCGCUCGCUGCCCGUAGAGCUCCACACCCUCUUUUCAGCAGCCAUCUCUGCUGCGCAGCUCCCAGUGUCCCUCCCGGCCUUCUGGGAAGCGCUGAACGCCAGUCUGUCUCAUUUGCAAAGAGAGCAUAGGCCUCGCAGCGGUCCACCGCUGCCCGAAGGCUGCUCUGGCGAGCCGCAGAGAAUGCGCACCGGGGCCUCUCAGACAAUGUCUCUGCCAGGGAGGCCGCAUCUCACCGCCAGCAGCCUUCGCAGCUUCUCUCUGCCGCGACAUGAAGAGCGGGGAUGCGGAUCCACGGAAACCGCAAAAGAGACCACUCCGGGUUCAUGGGGCCCUCAAGAAGAAGCACACAAUACCCUCACUGAGGACUCCAGUGGCGCUUCCCUAGGGCAAACAGAAAGGGCCCAUCAGUGCGGGAAAGGAGAACCGCUUCUUAAAACGGGGGGAACGAAAACGGGUGCUGCUGAGGAGACAGAGAAGUCUCUCUCGGUGCGAGAUUCCGUGUCUCUGCUUGAGGCUGUGGCCCUUGCAUUUCCUGCGCUUCCCCUUAGUCUGUUGGUCAUAGCGCUGCCGGGGCUGCGACGCCUGGGGCAGGAAGGCCUGCCUCUUUCCUUCUGCUUAAGGGCUUUGGGGAUGCUGGAACUUGUGAAGCUCAAAGCGAGUGCAGGGGCAUGGGGAGCUUCCCUUUCUGGAUCGGCAACAGUGACCCUUCGCAGAAGCAGUGUAGAGAAUAGCAGCAGCAGCAAUAAUUCUGCCUUAGUUGAGGCCAUCGCGGAGGUGCAAGGGGUCUUGUUGAGAGAUGCCCGACACCGAGUGCGCGUGAGGCUGCAGCACCAGCUGGCGGGAGGAGCCUUGAAAUCAGGAGGCGUGACAGAAGAAGGGGGACCUUCUUCAGAGGACUCGUGGCUGUGUAUGGUGAGGGACUCUCCAGCAAUGGAUUUGCAUCUCCGUGAGCUGUGCCUCUAUGGCGUGCUGAGCCCCUUUGUUUCCCACGUCGCGAGCAACACAGCGGGCUGGAGGGUUCCUCAGGAAGAUUCUUUAGCCCACAAUGGUGGAGAGAGAAGGGCGGGGUCCCUCGCUGGUGACCUGGGGCCCCUACAGAUUCUGCGUCAGGUUAGGGGACUAGUACUGGAAAGGAGCUGUCGAUGGCCCCUGGUUUUCGUCAGUGUAGAGGAUGCGGUCUCUCUGUUGCACCUCGAGCUGUUGCCCUAUUGUCAGGAUGUAGGGCAGGCAAUUGCUGCAACGAGGCUCUUGCACGUAAAACGGGGUGCAGCUUUUCAACCGCAAAAGGAAUCUCGAGGGCACCUUCACACGCCUCCCCCAAAAAACCGUGGUAUGCCGUGUCAGCGGGGAUACCAAGCAACAGUUGAGCUUGACAGCCUCAGGACUUCCCUUUCUGGCCCGAAGGGUGGGGAUUAUCCAAGGGCUGACCUGCAAAAGCCGUGUGGGACUCCCCUGGAACCGUGGGGAGUGGACAAGAGCUCCAUGGAGGCCAUCCUUAACUGCUUUAGUAGUCGUCUUGUUACCUCCGCAACACCUACGUUGCUGCAUGCUGCGACCCUCACCUUUAAAGCCCUUGCUCACCCCCGCUUGCAGGGCCUCUUGAGGCAGAGUCGUACCGGCGCCCGGGAUCGGGAUGACGCGGCUCGAACGGAAGCAGAGAGCAAAAACCUUCCUCCACAAGACACCACAAGGCACUUUGGAGGAACAUCCCUGGAGGAGUCUCAGAGGAGGGGCGGUCCCCCUUGCGAGGCUGUCAAGGGCGAAGGCGCAGAGGGAAUGAUUGUGUCUGAAGAAAAGGAGAAAGUAGCAAUGCAACUCCUUUGUGAAGUGUGUCAGCUGAGUGUAGAGGCCCUGCAGCAGAGACUCCAGCUAUUACAAGCGAACGAACUUAGCCUUGUUGCUGCAGACGCGCAAGCGCUGCUCUGCGCCCUAAGAGCACCACACACGGGGUCUGUCAAGUCCCGUCCACAAGGAUCACCCUCGCGAAUGCCCACUUUGAUGCCUGCUCGAGAUCAACAUGGAGUUGCAGCUAGACUCUAUGAGUGUGUGGACGAGUGUCUCGAGAGCACGACGGGCCGCACUGAUGAGAAGGCUGACCACAGCGACAACUAUCACCUUGGGACAGCUUCUCCGAUCUCAAAAGAAGCGACCUCUGGAAUAUCGCAGCUAGAAGAAAGCCUAGAAAGGCUCCUGGAGGCUUUGGCUGCGCGUUGGCGCGCUGUUCCCGUAACAGUCUCUUCUGCAGGACCAGCUAGCAGCCUCAACGUUUGCCUGCAGCUGGGCCUAGGUGGUGCUUAUGUCUCCGCAGCUACUAAGGCCCCUCAAGGGGAUAACUCAAGUAUCUUUUUGCGGCCCUCUGCGGCAGACGGACCAGGACACAAAGAUAGACUUUCCGAGGAAUUCGAGCAGAGAGUUCGCAACAGCGCCCUUCUUGAGACCCUUUGUCCUGGUAUUUCCACGCCGGAGGCUCUGAGGUGGCUGAAUAGGAAGCAGGCAAACUGCACUCAGGGAGCGGAGCUAAUUUCUUCUUCGAUUUACCAGGAGACCACUGCUUUGAUGGAUGCAAAGGUCAGUCCUCAACAGUGGGGCAAUCAAGCACUGUGUAGUAUGCGCGGUGGCUACGGCGAUUCUCUACCCCGCGGACAAAAGGGCGACAGCCUCGACGCGCAUGCUCAAGGGGGUUCACAGGCUGGAGCCCUUGACAUAGACAACUGUCUCAAAGUGUUGGCUGCUCUUAAAUUGAGAUAUACACCCACAGAAUGGAGUAAGGGAUGCCCGCGACACCGCACAGCUUGUUUGUUGACCAGUAAGACACACUACAACUUGGCGCUGUCGUGGUUAUCACAAAUUCUGCGAUACCGCGUCGCGGGAUAA
Cyclospora cayetanensis is the source of this 4719-nucleotide messenger RNA. RefSeq lists its product as uncharacterized. NCBI's taxonomy places the organism in Eukaryota, Apicomplexa, Conoidasida, Eucoccidiorida, Eimeriidae. The coding region runs from base 1 to 4719 and encodes 1572 amino acids. The record is from RefSeq and is a predicted model, not a curated record. The transcript has a single exon.